Messenger RNA from Rotaria sp. Silwood1, 1848 nucleotides. The record is from the annotation of a GenBank genome assembly. Lineage: Eukaryota; Metazoa; Rotifera; Eurotatoria; Philodinida; Philodinidae.
AUGUUUUCAUUUAUCUUUAUUCUUUUUCUUCUAAAUAUUAUUACAAAUUAUUCAUUAAUAUCUAAUAAAAAAUUUAUUAUAUCUGAUGAAUAUCUUGGUAAUACUGGAAAACAUCUUUUUCAUUUCGUACAUAUAACAGAUAUUCAUAUAAGUCAUUUCGGUCAUGCUGAUCGAAUACAACAAUUCGAACAAUUUUGUAAUCAAAUUAUAAAAACAUUAGUAAAACCACAAGUUACUAUUGUAACAGGUGAUCUUGUAAACAGUGUGAGCAGUUCAGUAGAUCGAUUAUUUGGAACAGAACAAUAUGAAGAAGAAUGGACUAUUUAUAGAGAUGUUUUGAUUCGAACUAAUGUUACAGCAUAUACAAAAUGGCUUGAUAUAAAAGGAAAUCAUGAUGCAUUUAUGGAUCCUGAUCCAGAUUCAUCAAAAAGUUUCUAUCGUAUCUAUUCACAUCAAGGACAUAAUCAUAGUGGUUCAUAUGAAUAUACAUUAAGAACAAAAGAUGAUGAUAGUUAUUCAUUUGUUGCUGUUGAUAUGUGUCCAAGACCAGGUAUUGGUCGUCCAUUUAAUUUUCUUGGUCAUAUUAAUAAAAAAGAAAUGAAAAUUUUAAAAAAAUUAUAUGAAAAAACUAAAAAUUCUACAUCAACAAUAUUCUUCGGUCAUUAUCCAUUAUCAUUUACUUAUUCAAAUGGACUUGAUCAAAUAAUGAAAAAUGGUAUUGUUUAUUUAAAUGGUCAUCUUCAUUCUGGUAUUAAACAUUUAUAUGCUCGUCAUUCAAAUGGAUUACUUGAACUUGAAUUAGGAGAUUGGAAAGAUAAACGACGAUUUCGUAUAUUAACUAUUGAUUCGGGUUUAUUAUCUUUCGAAGAUUUUCGAUUUAAUCAACCUAUUUAUGCUAUUAUAUCAAAUCCAAAAGCAGCAAAAUUUCUAACACUAAGAGAACCAUUCUAUCGUAUAAGUCAAAGUACACAUAUCAGAAUUGUUAUUUUUUCAAACUUAUCUAUUCAAAAUGUAAUUAUAUCAAUUGAUGAACAAUAUAUUGGUUCAGCUAUUCAAUCAAAAGAUAAUCAAAAUUUAUUUAUUCUUCCAUGGAAUACAAAUUUAUAUAAUGAUGAAAAUCUUCAUAAAAUAUUUGUUGAGAUUAAAGAUAUUGAAAAUAAUACAGUAACUUUACAACAUGAAUUUUCUCUAUCAUUACCAACAAUAACAAAAUGGAAUCGAUCAAAACUAAUUCUUACUAUUCAUCAACCAACUUUUGGCUUUAUUAUUUUAAUUUCAUCUUUAUGUAUAUAUAUUUUCGUAUUAUUAUAUUAUCGAUAUCAAGCAAAACAAAAUUCCUGUCCAUGGUAUUUCGGAUAUUUAACACCAGGUCAUUUUGGUGCAGUAUUUCUUUGGGGUACAUUAAUACAAGGAGUUUAUUUACCACCCGAUUCACAAAUAUUUGUAGGAACAUUUCAAUUAUAUUUCUUUUUAUUCCCAUUAACAUUUAGUUUAAGUUCAUCAUGUUUUUAUCGAUAUAAUCAACAAUAUGAAUUAAAUAGAUCGAUGAAUAAAUAUUAUUUAAAUAAUUAUUAUCGAAUCUAUACAAUUUAUAUUAUAUUUAUAUAUACAUUAGUUUUUAUAAUAUUUUUCUCUUUACUAAUGACUGCAUCAUAUAAAUUAUCUUGGAUUAUAUCACCAUUUGGUUUUAUAUUAAUUUUAUUUUCAUUAAUUCUUUAUAUAAAAUCUCAUCGAUUAAAAAUCGAAGAUUUUAAGUUAAGAAUAAUAACAACUAAAAUAAUGAAUUCAAAAUUAAUUCAACAAGUUGAUGAAGAACAAGAAAUAUUAGAUAUGAUUAAAUCUAAAUGA